AUGGAUCCAUCAUCGACGACGUUUGGAUGGAAAUUUCUGAAGUCCCUUUCAGAGAAGGUUUUGCAGCAAGAUCUUUGCAAAGCGAAAAUACACAUCGAUGUGCGUAGAACUAUGUUCCUCCAACCGAAGUUAUCCAUUGCUCUGCCACUUUUGAAUGCUUUGUCUUUACACCUCCAGGAUACACUUGGCAGCAAUAAGUGUUUACUGCUUGCAGAGGGAGAGAUGCUCUCAUCUGUCACUACAGAUGAUGGAGAUGAGGGUCAUUUUUUGAAGUCUUUAGCAGUCAGUGAUUUGAAUUUUUUCGUCAAACAACUUUCAAACAUCAAAUUCGAUAAAAAUGAGGAAAUAUUCCAAAAACACUCUCUUAAAUGCGAAAUCACCAUGGAAUACUUCCGAAGGCACGCUAUCACCAUCCUACAAGAGCUGUGUUCGGAAUCUAAUCGUCUCACUGCACCUCAAAAGCUAGCCCAGUUUCGGAAAAUCAUAUCGAGGGUUGUUGAGACGGGAAAAGGCUCCAUAUGGUCUGAUAUUCAACAAGGUUUGGACAUGGUUGCGUACUCAGUUUCUAUUCCAUCCAAGUCCAUCUCAUUAACGUACACUCCUGAAUGGGUGAAGAGCGAAUUUGGCACUCCUCUGAAAACGUCAUGCUCUACCAGCUACAAAACACUCAUUGGAAAAUCCGGAAAACGCUAUAAGGUGUUAAAGAUAAAAAAGCAGCACAAACCGCACACAUCAUGGACGAAGACGUUGAAGAACCUCCGAACUCAUGUGAUUGGAAGGAGCUCCCAAGAACAUGUAGAAUGCAUUUAUGCAAUUGCACUAUUCGAAGAAGAUAUAAAUAAUGAGCUUACGCAGAAAGAGUUGUCGAAAUUGAUAGAUUUUACAUCCACAAAAAUGUACUCAAUAUCUUACUUCUUCCGUUAA
Strongylus vulgaris is the source of this 924-nucleotide messenger RNA. Lineage: Eukaryota; Metazoa; Nematoda; Chromadorea; Rhabditida; Strongylidae. The record is from the annotation of a GenBank genome assembly.